Medicago truncatula (barrel medic) is the source of this 1784-nucleotide messenger RNA. RefSeq lists its product as uncharacterized. The coding region runs from base 230 to 1660 and encodes 476 amino acids. Lineage: Eukaryota; Viridiplantae; Streptophyta; Magnoliopsida; Fabales; Fabaceae. The record is from RefSeq and is a predicted model, not a curated record. The transcript has 3 exons.
UGGUCACUCCUCAAUAGCCAAACGUGAAAAUCUAAUUGGUAGAGACAAUAUUUCAAUCUUAUAGAUGGAAUUAUAACUUACUCAAAACGUCAAAGCUAGGCAUGUUUUUUGUUUCUCACGCCGUGGAUUACGGUGCCUCUCUUUGCUUAAUUAUAUAGAAAAAAUUCACAACAGAACCAUAUUCACAAUAUUCAUUUUCUUAAAUUAUUCAUUGUGAAUUAACAUUAACAUGCAGUUAUUUCAGAAACACACAAAAGCACAGUCUUUGAUUAAUUUCAUAUUAGUUACAUCUUCAUUUUGUGGUUUUUAUGUUCUUGUAUCAGUACUAAUAUUAGGUACAUCAAAUUCAAAGCUAUUACUACAUUUGCAACAUUCUUCAGAAUCAUCAAGAGAUGUUUUCAUAAAAAAAACAAACACAACUCUAGAUGAUAUUGUGUUUGGUAUUGCUUCAAGCAAGAGUUCAUGGACAAAGAGAAAGGAGUAUGUGAAACUAUGGUGGAAAAACAACAAUGCAAUGAAGGGUUGUGUGUUUUUGGAUAGUUUACCACAAAAUGAAGAUGACCCUUCUUCUCUUCCUCCUCUAUGUGUCUCCGAAGACACUUCGCGGUUUCAAUAUACUUGCAAAGGUGGACUUCGAUCAGCUAUCCGGGUGGCACGUGUUGUCGCGGAGACUGUAGCCUUGAAUCAUUCAAAUGUAAAGUGGUAUGUGUUUGGAGACGACGACACGGUUUUCUUCCCGGAGAAUUUGGUGAAGACUCUUUCUAAAUAUGAUCAUGAGCUUUGGUAUUAUAUUGGUGCACACUCUGAGAUUUAUGAGCAGAAUCGUUUGUUUGGUUUUGGAAUGGCUUUUGGUGGUGCUGGUUUUGCUAUUAGUUCAUCUCUUGCUAAAGUUUUGGCAAAGGUUUUUGAUUCUUGUUUGGAAAGGUACCCUCAUCUAUAUGGAAGUGAUGGUAGAGUUUACUCUUGUUUAGCAGAACUUGGUGUAGGAUUGACACAUGAACCAGGUUUUCAUCAGGUUGAUUUAACUGGAAAUACCUUUGGCUUAUUAGCUGCACACCCAGUAACACCCUUAUUGUCUCUGCAUCAUCCAGAUUACACAGAUCCAAUCUUUCCGAACAUGACAACUACACAAGCUCUAAAACAUUUAUUUGAAGCAGUAAAUGUUGAUUCUCAAAGGAUGUUGCAACAAACAAUCUGCUAUGAUAGAUGGUUUUCAUGGACAAUUUCAGUGUCAUGGGGUUAUGCUGUUCAAGUAUUCCCCAACCAUAUGUUUUUGCCGGAUGUUGUGAAUGCGCGAGAAACAUUCAAGCAGUGGAAAAAGGGAAAUAUGUUAGCAAAAGCUUAUACUUUCAACACAAAACCAGUUCACCCUGAUCCUUGUAAAAGAUCUACUAUCUUCUAUUUCGAUAGUGCCUCUUCUGGUAAAGACGGUAUUAUAAACAGUUAUUAUAAGAGAUCUUUUCAAAAUUGCUCAAAGGAUUUGGUGUCUCCAAAGAAACUAGAAGUCAUCAAAGUGGUUACUCAUAAGCUAGACCUUGACAUCAAACAGUUGCAGGCUCCAAGAAGGCAUUGUUGUGAUGUAUUGCCCUCAAGUGCUAGUGACCAACUGGAAAUUUCUGUUAGAGAAUGCAAAGAUGAAGAAUUGAUUUACAAGCACUGAAGUGUUGCCUAUGAUGUGACCAAGUGUUUUUUAAUCCAAUAUAUAAUGUAUUAAGGGUCGAAAUUUAGUCGAUGAGAUUGUAAAUUAAGAGAAAUUAUAAAAAUAGAUUAAUUAGCCGAUUUUA